UCUCUCUCUCUCUCUAAAAUCUUUUUUGUUUUUAAGUUUUCUCUCUCAAAUCUCUCUCCACCCAAAAUCUCCCGAAAAUCUUUUACAUUUUUGCUCUUCCUCGGUAAAGGAGAAUCGAAGCGUAGAAAAAACAGCUAUUUUCCGUUCCAGGUUCGUCGUGGAAUAUCGGCAAAAACUCAGUUGAGGGCUGCAGGCACAAUCUAUUACCAAUCUAUAAUUGUGUCUGGGAAGUUUACAUGCUAUAAAUUUUGUGUUUAGAUAAUUGGUAUUAAGCUUGAAGGUUGUUGCAUUCACUGAUCAAAAACUGGACAAGUUUUCUGCUUGGGUCAAAAAAUGCUGAAUUACAGUAUUUCUGAUCCUGGAUGGGUGGAAGGUCAUAUGGAGUUUGAUAGCUUUUCUUAUUGCUCCCCACUUGUUUAGAUAAAGAAGGUUUAUGGCAACUUCAAAUGAGAGGUGGAUUGACAGUCUGCAGUUUUCCUCAUUGUUUUGGCCACCUCCACAAGAUGUGAAGCAACGGAAGGCUCAAAUUGCUGCUUAUGUUGAGUUCUUUGGCCAAUUCACCUCAGAACAAUUUCCUGACGAUAUAGCAGAGCUGAUUCGUAACCGAUAUCCGUCCAAUGAGAACAGACUUUUUGAUGAUGUUUUGGCAACAUUCGUUCUUCACCAUCCAGAGCAUGGUCAUGCUGUUAUUCUUCCCAUUAUUUCGUGCAUUAUUGAUGGUUCACUGGAAUAUGAUAGAAGUGGUCCUCCAUUUGCUUCUUUCAUUUCACUGGUUUGCCCCAACAGCGAGAUGGAGUACACUGAGCAGUGGGCCCUUGCAUGUGGGGAGAUAUUAAGAAUAUUGACUCACUACAACAGACCAAUUUACAGAAGAGAACUUCUGGAACCAUCUGAAAAAGAAGCAGAUAGAAGUAGCAGUGGAACCCAUGCUUCAACUAGCAGGUCAAAAGAUGGAGAACCUUCUUUGCCUCCUACACAGCUGGAGAGAAAACCACUUAGGCCAUUGUCUCCAUGGAUUACUGAUAUAUUGCUUGCAGCACCUCUUGCUAUAAGGAGUGAUUAUUUUCGCUGGUGUGGAGGUGUAAUGGGAAAAUAUGCAGCUGGCCAACUCAAACCACCUUCAACUGCUACUUCUCGUGGAUCUGGAAAGCAUCCUCAGCUUAUGCCAUCAACUCCAAGGUGGGCUGUUGCUAAUGGUGCUGGAGUUAUACUUAGUGUUUGUGACGAGGAAGUAGCUCGUUAUGAGACUGCUACGCUAACAGCUGCUGCUGUCCCCGCGCUUCUGCUUCCUCCACCAACCACACCUAUGGAUGAACAUCUAGUGGCGGGUCUACCAGCUCUUGAGCCAUACGCACGCCUGUUUCAUCGCUAUUAUGCAAUUGCAAGUCCAAGUGCCACCCAACGGCUGCUUCUUGGACUACUGGAAGCCCCACCCUCCUGGGCUCCUGAUGCACUUGAUGCUGCUGUGCAACUAGUGGAACUCCUUAGAGCCGCAGAAGACUAUGCCUCAGGCAUGAGGCUUCCAAGAAAUUGGAUGCACUUGCAUUUCUUGCGUGCAAUAGGGAUUGCCAUGUCCAUGAGAGCUGGAAUUGCUGCAGAUGCAGCAGCUGCUUUGCUUUUUCGAAUACUUUCCCAACCAGCUUUACUUUUUCCUCCUCUGAGACAAGUUGAUGGUAUAGAAGUUCAACUUGAACCUCUAGGAGGGUACAUAUCAUCCGGACGAAAGCAGCAACGGGAACUGCCUGCCGCAGAAGCCACAGUAGAGGCUACUGCACAAGGGAUCGCAUCAAUGCUUUGUGCACAUGGCCCUGAGGUUGAAUGGAGAAUAUGUACAAUAUGGGAAGCUGCUUAUGGUUUGAUUCCUUUAAGUUCCUCCUCAGUGGAUCUUCCUGAAAUCAUAGUUGCAACACCUUUGCAGCCCCCUAUACUAUCAUGGAACUUAUACAUUCCUCUUCUUAAAGUUCUUGAGUAUCUUCCUCGUGGAAGUCCAUCUGAAGCCUGUCUAAUGAAGAUAUUUGUUGCUACUGUUGAAGCAAUUCUUCAGAGAACGUUUCCACCUGAGUCCUCUAGAGAACAAAUUCGAAAAACAAGAUAUGUUAUUGGGUCAGCAUCCAAGAAUCUUGCAAUUGCUGAGCUCCGCACCAUGGUCCAUUCCCUUUUCUUAGAGUCAUGUGCUUCUGUAGAGCUUGCAUCUCGCCUUCUUUUCGUAGUGUUAACUGUCUGCGUAAGCCAUGAAGCACAGCCCAAUGGCAGCAAACGACCUAAAGGUGAAGAUUCUUAUACUGAAGUAGGUGAAGCCUUAGGUGAAGCCAAUGGGAGGCAUAGAGAAUAUCCAAGUAAACAGGGGAAGAAACAGGGGCCUGUAGCAGCAUUUGACUCUUACGUUGUUGCUGCCGUUUGUGCUCUAUCCUGUGAACUUCAAAUCUUCCCUCUUGUCUCUAAACAAAGUAAUCAGUUAGACGCCAGAACUAUUUCUGGCAUUGCUAAGCCUGCAAAAGUAAAUGAACCAUCCAGUGAGUUACAGAAUGGUAUUGGCGCUGCUGUUUAUCAUAGUCGCCGAAUAUUAUCGAUUCUAGAGGCUCUUUUCUCUUUGAAGCCAUCUUCUGUUGGCACAUCCUGGAGUUAUAGUUCAAACGAAAUUGUGGCUGCUGCAAUGGUUGCAGCUCAUGUUUCUGAUCUAUUUAGACGUUCAAAGGCUUGCAUGAGGGCUCUUUCUGUCUUGAUAAGAUGCAAGUGGGACAAUGAAAUUCAUUCUAGGGCAUCUUCUCUUUUCAAUCUAAUUGAUAUUCAUCGCAAAGUGGUUGCAUCAAUAGUAAACAAGGCAGAGCCACUGGAGGCUCACCUACUGCAAGCUCCAAUAUCAAGGGAAAUCUAUUCAUGUUUUCAUGGAAAAAGACCUAAUUCAUGUGCUAGCUGUUGCUGCUCAGAAUCAAGCCAGCCAGCUUCUUUGUUGUGUGAAAAUUUGCCUGGUUCGGAAUCUUUGAUCAAUUGUGAGAAGGCUGAUUCGACUGAGGUAGAAAGCUGUACAAUGGGCAGAGGAAUUGCAAGUUUUCCAACUAAUGCUUCAGAUUUGGCCAACUUUUUGACAAUGGACAGGCAUAUAGGAUUUAAUUGCAGCGUGCAAGUUCUUCUUAGGUCCAUCCUUGCCGAAAAACAAGAAUUAUGUUUCUCAGUUGUUUCUUUGCUCUGGCACAAGUUGAUUGUAUCGCCUGAAACCCAACCUAGUGCUGAGAGUACAUCAGCCCAGCAAGGAUGGAGACAGGUGGUUGAUGCACUCUGCAAUGUAGUCUCAGCAUCACCAGCUAAAGCUGCAACAGCUGUUGUUCUUCAGGCGGACAGGGAAUUGAAGCCUUGGAUUGCUAAAGAUGAAGAUCUUGGUCAAAAGAUGUGGAGAAUCAACCAGAGAAUCGUGAAAGUUAUUGUUGAGUUAAUGAGAAACCAUGAUGCCCUGGAAUCAUUGGUAAUUCUGGCUAGCGCAUCAGACCUCCUUCUUCGUGCCACCGAUGGUAUGCUUGUUGAUGGUGAAGCAUGCACUUUACCUCAGCUGGAGUUGCUGGAAGCAACAGCUAUAGCAGUCCAACCAGUGCUUGAAUGGGGAGAGUCAGGAUUGGCAGUGGCAGAUGGCCUUUCAAACUUGUUGAAUUGUCGCCUCCCUGCUACAGUUCGUUGUGUUUCUCACCCAAGUGCUCAUGUUCGUGCUCUUAGUACAUCGGUUCUUCGUGCGAUUCUACAUGCUGGUUCAAUAAAAUCAAGUUAUAAACAAGUAGAAGUUAAUGGUGUUCAUAUUCCGCGCUAUCAAUAUGUAAAUGUAGGCAUUACUGACUGGCGAGCUGAUGUAGAGAAGUGUUUGACAUGGGAAGCACAUAGCCGACUUGCAAUGGGCCUGCCUAUUCAGUUUGUUGAUACUGCAGCAACGGAAUUAGGCUGUACUAUAUCCAUUUGAAGUUACCUACCGUAACAUCUGGCAACUUUAUUUUUCAAGCCCUGACUGUGAGUCGAUACAAGAACAGAGAGGAUACCAGUUGCCUAAAGGAUCCAGAUUGGCCUGUAAGUUCUUUAUACACCUUCCUUUUGAUGAUGAUUGAUGUUUGGUGGAAUGCGCAUAUAGCCUCCCCGAAUUCAUUGUCAUUUAGAUAAAUCAAGUAUUAAUCUUCAUUUACUCUGAAACUUCCAGCUCAAUGGCAAAUUGAUGUACCAUGAUGUUCUGAACUUUGUCAAUCUUUUUACAGCGACUCAUAUUCAAAUAGAAAUUGCCUGGUUGCUACUCA
Sesamum indicum (sesame) is the source of this 4268-nucleotide messenger RNA. Its product is annotated as protein GIGANTEA. Gene Ontology annotation, cellular component: nucleus. Gene Ontology annotation, biological process: regulation of long-day photoperiodism, flowering; response to stress; regulation of circadian rhythm. The record is from RefSeq and is a predicted model, not a curated record. Lineage: Eukaryota; Viridiplantae; Streptophyta; Magnoliopsida; Lamiales; Pedaliaceae.